AUGGCGCCGGUAAUGUCGGUACCCCAGGGCCAGUCCUUCCCGAACGGCCGGGUCAUUAGUCCUGAGGAAAUUCGAGCGGUCACAGUCAACAGGGACACCGAAGUCAUCAUGAAGGACCAGAAGGGCAACCGUAUCGAGGUCGACGUCGACAAGGGCCUGAUCGGUUACUUAAUGUGCGACGCCCCGGACAUGGAGGGCUACGUCCUCUGCCAGCUUAUGAACAACAACGGCGACUUUCAGACAGUUGCCAUUCGCAAGGCAGACAUCGAUGUUGGACAGCUCCACGGACUAAGAGUCGAGGAGGCUCAUGGCCAGAAACAUGGCUGGAUUUGUUACCACAUCACCUGCGAAGGACGCGAGAUGUCAGUCUUCCGCACUCGUUCGCGCGUGUCACAAGCUGGAGGCCGUCGCAUCUUCAAGGUCACGGUGCCAGUCACUGGAGACACGAGCUGGAAUCUCUGCUACUCUCUCGACCAGUUGAACCCAGCGCCCCCGAUCGACACGCCUCUGGUCGUGUCCAUUCAAUCCAUGGACGACGGCAAGCCGCAUGCCACCCCUUGGUACCGAGGUCCUCAACACGGCGCUUGGGACAACUCUGACGAGCUUCACUCCUUUGCUGUCACCGCCGCAUGGCAGGAUGAGACGACCAGCAAGUGGGUUUCGGUCAAUGUCCAGAACAGCGAGACGUUCUCCCGGCGCAGUAUCCAGCUGCCAACCGACCAUUACCACAGAAAUGUGGGAGGAGACAUCAGCUACAACGAUUCAUGGAUUCUGGCGACGAGAAUCCUCCAAUUCAUUCACAACCGUCGCUACCAGAGCCCUCCUCCUUUCCUCGCGCGCUCACUCAACGUCGAUGUCAAGGACGUCGUCUGGAACCACAUGGAGCAGACCGUCCACUUCAUUCCCCGAACCAAGUACAACAAUGCUGAGUCACCCAAGAGAGUCACGUUCUUGAAGAAUUGGAACGCCCUCUAG
This is a messenger RNA of Colletotrichum chrysophilum, 975 nucleotides long. RefSeq lists its product as uncharacterized. NCBI's taxonomy places the organism in Eukaryota, Fungi, Ascomycota, Sordariomycetes, Glomerellales, Glomerellaceae. The transcript is spliced from 2 exons. Bases 1 to 975 code for a protein of 324 amino acids. The record is from RefSeq and is a predicted model, not a curated record.